AUGCCGGACGUCAGGUCGGAUUCGGGGCUGGGCCUACGUUUUAUCGACUUGAACGACAAUGAGGACGACAACAGUCCAUGCAAAGGUCUGAGGCGUCUGAGAAGCCAUGACCGUGCCGUCAAACUACCGCCUCCUUCGACGCCGCACGUUGCCACGCCUAAACCCUCCUCACCGCAAGCCUCAUCGCCCUCUCUGCCUUCAACUCUGAGUUUCCGCGGCUUCUCACCGCUGUCACCGCCGCGCAAACAGUUUUCCACCACCAGCCAGCAAUUCUCGACGCCAGUCGCUAAGAGCCCCUUGGCCCGGUCCUGGACUGAAGACGACCUCACGGCAUCCGUUCAUUCAGACGAAAAUGGCACCCAGACCACCAGAGACACUCUUGGGCUAGUCCAGCGACUCAAUGAAUUAGCGGAAAAGCUGCUGGCGGGCGAGGAAGUGCCGGACACCAGCGUUAGCGCCAUGCAUGGCAAGCUUGACGAGAUCGAAGGUGUCAUGACUGGCGAGGUUCAUGUGGCUCAAGAGACACCCCAAGGCAAGCCUAAGACGUGGCCGGCGGUUGAGCAGAUUGAGCAAGAGCAUGAAUCUCUGUGGACCUCACCUUCACCGUCAUGGUUUCGCUCUGGACUAUCGGAUAUCUCACCCUCAUGGCGGAGCUCAUUCAGAAGAGACACCCCUUCUCCUGAACCUACCAUCGAGAAAAAACCCGCUGUCGACGCUUUCCGCAUCGCAUCUGAGGCGGCCAAGCUCAACAUCGAAUUGGAAACCCUCAUGACGAACCUCAAGGCCCGACAAGAGGAAUCGGAGCAUAUCCACCAGCUACUUGUCACCCGCGCAGAACGCGCAGCACAACGCAUCAUUUUUCUUCAGUCAAGAGUCCGGAAUUUGGAAGAAGAGCUUCAAGAAAACGACUCGGAGCUCACUUACCUUCGUCUGGGUCUCAAGGCUAUUGAAGUACAGCUACCCUUGGAUGUUGAUCCCGACCUCAACCAAAGUAUUCUGAACUGGAAGGCCGACUGGACUGCCCUCAAACGAAAACGCGCCAAGAACAAGAGCUAUGAUCGCUCGGCUUACAGCACACCUCUCGGCACACCGAUACGACCCCCGCGAUGA
Molecule: messenger RNA, 1110 nt
Organism: Colletotrichum aenigma
Lineage: Eukaryota; Fungi; Ascomycota; Sordariomycetes; Glomerellales; Glomerellaceae
Exons: 3
Coding region: 1-1110 (369 amino acids)
Source: RefSeq, a predicted model, not a curated record